Molecule: messenger RNA, 3500 nt
Organism: Amyelois transitella
Lineage: Eukaryota; Metazoa; Arthropoda; Insecta; Lepidoptera; Pyralidae
Gene: Arglu1
Product: UPF0430 protein CG31712
Exons: 5
Coding region: 116-877 (253 amino acids)
Cellular component (GO): nucleoplasm; mitochondrion
Molecular function (GO): cadherin binding
Source: RefSeq, a predicted model, not a curated record
UGAAUUUAAAUAUGGCGACGGCUCAAUUGUCACAUUGAAACAAAAUAGGUUUACUCUUGCGGGCGAUAUUUAGUGUAAUACAUUAAAUUAAUUCCAUUCAUUUGAUGUUGUAAAAAUGGGCCGAUCAAGGUCUCGGAGUAAGUCGCCUAGGCGUCACCACAAAAGCAGUAAACAUUCGCGAAAGAAGAGCCGAUCUAAGGAUCGUUCUUCGUCAAGGAGUAGGAGUUCCAAACAUGCCGAGAAAUCAAGAGAACGGAGCUCUAAAUCUAGAAAACGUUCCCAUUCCGUGUCGUCGUCCAGUAGCAGUGUUGUGUCUUUCGAAGGCAGUAGAAGUCGUAGGAAGAAGUCUAAAGGUCGCAAUAAGAUGGAUGAGGUAGACAGACUUGCGGAAAUGGAGAGGCAAAGACGUGUCAGGGAGGCAGAACAGAAGGUUGUUGAAGAAGAGGCUGCCAAAAGGAUAGAGCUUCUAGUUAAGAAGCGAGUUGAAGAAGAGUUAGAGAAAAGGAAGGAUGAAAUCGAACAAGAAGUGGCUAAAAGGGUUGAAGAGGCCAAGCGCAAGAUGGAGAAAGAGAUGAUGGAAGAAUUGGAACGGCAGAGAGAACAACAGCGCCGAGAGGAAGCUGCCCGUCAGGAGGAAGAAGCUCGUAAAAGGAAAGAGUUGGAGGAUAUCAUGGCAGAAAAUAAUAAAAAAAUUGAGGAAGCCCAGCGCAAGUUGGCUGAGGAACGGCUAGCGAUGAUUGAAGAACAAAGAAAAAUGGAUGAAGAAAGGCAAAAGCUGAAAAAAGAACAGGAAAAGAGAGUAAAGGAGGAACAAAAGAAAAUACUUGGAAAAAACAACUCGAGACCAAAACUAUCUUUUUCAUUAAAACCUUUAUAAUGUAAUAAGUACUUAUUGCUGGAAAGAGAAAUUCUUCAGAACUUAAAGUUGUUGUAAAGCAUAGAUAUCAGAUUAUAAAUCAUUAACAUUAUGUUUUUAUAAAUUGAAUGUACUAUUUAUGUCCUGAGUUUUGUAAAGAAUGUCUCGUGUAGCCUCUAGCUAGCUAGCUAUCGAUAAAUUUUUAUUUCUGCAAUACAAUUAUUAUAAAUCGGUAGUAUUCUGUUCAAAAAAUUCUGUCAGAAGUCUGCUAUCGAUUGGCAAUAUAAGACGAAACUGUAAAAAAAUACACUUUACUUUUGAUGGGGCAGUCCAUUUUUGUUUUAACCAUAAGGAAAUGUUCUUUUUAGGGUUCUAUCUAUGACCGAAAUGACGUAUAGACGACAGACUGGCAAUGGUAUAGUAAAUGUUUUUUUAUUUAUUGCAAUUAAAUGUGGAAUAAAAUGGUCUACCCCACUAGUCCCAUUCAGUUGUCCCACGUUGGGAAAAGUAGACGAUUUUUUCCAAGUAGUCCCAUGGGACAAGUGUCAUUAAAGUAUGAUAAAUUUGCGACUUACAAUUUAUUACAAAAACUAAAAUUGUGAAGCAGUUUUACUCGAUAUUAUAUUAUUUUUAAGAUCAAAAGCAAGUGCAUUUAUUUAGUAAAUGAAAUAAUGUUGCUCAUCACUACAUAUUAUUGAAAAGAUAUCACAAAUUGUAUAUUUUGUUAAGUCAUCCAAUAUGGGUUAGCCACCCUUGCAAAGUUGCGGAGGUUAGACGGAAAUCGCUUCGUGAAAAAACCACACUCACACAAUACACGAUUGUAGUCAUAGGAGAUGUGAGGUCGCAAUUGGGACUAAUUCUAGCAGAUAUUCUAUUAUCAGAACGAAACCUGGACGGAUUGAUAGAUAUCUAUCUAUUUAAUUAAUAUUUUUGUGUAUAUAUAGAUACGUAUUUAAGUCAGUGAAAUAGUUUUUAAGCUGGUGUCAAAUAAUUGUACACUUGUUUAAGAUGAGUUGAAAUAAGCUUUUGGCUAAACCUGUGAUCAAAAUGCACGUUCAGUAACAAGUGCAUAUAUGUAUUGUGCUAGUGCAUUCAUAACAUCUGUUGUCCGGUACGUAGUCUUUAGGAGCCAUAGCAGUAACUUGCUACACCCAUUUUUCAUUAAAAAAAAUGUUCUUUUUUUUGUGGUUAACCGGCUAAUAGUUUUUGUUGGUUAACUGAUUAAAAGAUUGCUAUGGUUUUAAAAGUUGGGUAUUUAAAGUCUCAAUACUAUGUUGAUAUAAAAUUAUUUGCACGCAGAUUUUGUAGUUAUAUAUAGUCCUUAUUGUAUAAUGCUUUAUACCUUCACAAAAAUUAUCAGGCAACUGAAUUUGGAAUUCAAACAAAUAAUUUCUAGUGCUAAAGUUGUUUAUAUAAACUUAAGCCAAAUAGCUGAACGUGGCCUAUCAGUCUUUUCAAGACUGUUGGCUCUGUCUACCCCGCAAGGGAUAUAGACGUGAUUAUAUGUAUGUAUGUAUGUAAGUCGAUAACAUGGUUCGUGUAAUAAUUAUUUUAUAACAUUUAGCAUUAAGUCUAUGUAAAUAUGUUUAAUUUUAGCGUAGGAUUAUUCUGUCAGCGGUUUUUGUAAAGAGAAGAACAAAGAAACAUUAAAUUUUACAAUUGGAUAUGUACGACCUGUUUUAGAAUUGACAAAGUCGAGAUUAACACCGAGAGAGAUAUUCUCUCCUUCUCUCUAAUUUUAUAAAGCAAUGCAAUGUAACUUAACAAAACAAUUUAGCAAUAUAACUUUUCACAUGGAAAUAUUUAUAUACCUUUUUUUGUUUUUGCAUACAUGAAAUAACCAACGCCUCGUUCCCAGAGUGGUAGGCUGAGACUACAUCUUUCACGCCACGAUCCUUACUACCUUAUUUCGCUUCAUCCACUCAUGCUUCAGCUUUCCUUGCGCCAGAACGUCCCUGAUUUCAUUAAGGUACGUUCGUCUAGGCCUUCCAACUCCAUUUACCAUUUACUACCAUGUAUAUUUGCUUAGUCAACCUGUUUUCAUUCAUCCUUUCCAAGUUCCUAUUGCCGUUACUAUAUCUUGUUUCACAUCACACGCUGUUCCUUAUCCCGUCACUCAAUUUACAUCGAUCAUACUCCUUAUCUCACUUUGGCAAGUUAAUAUACUUUUCUACCAUAAGAUUAAGAAUAGCUAUUAAGUUUCCUAUAUAUAACUCAUUAUAAAAGUGUGUCAAUAAAAAUGAUUUUAAAUCAUGCACUAUUCGCCCGCUAAACCAUAAUGUUGAGAGUUAUAUGUAAAAAAAGUGUGUGUUGUUUUACAAAUAUUAGUUAAGCGGCUAUGGAAAGGUGUUUGUGUAAGUGAUAAAUACACCGUUUUUAAAAAGAAAUUCGCUCACGCCGGUACCAUAGCGUUAAUUUAAAUUUUUAUGAAAUAUGUUAGGAAGUUUAUCCGACUUGUCACACAAAUCGAACAUUCAGCAGACCGAUUUGUAUGGGAAGUCGUAGACGCAUAGAUUCUAGUUCUACUUUUAUACUGCAACAUAUUAUGUGGUAAACAUUUUUUUCAGUCUUGGAGCAAAUUCGUGUUCAUUCUAAUAAAGAACUAAAUCAUUAGUAUUAAUCCUUGAUUUAUUAAAUAAAUGAA